AUGGGGGCUGCUUUUAAAGAGGGAAGAUUGGAUUUAUUUCUGUGUGAACCAUCCAUGGAUGAUCCUGGGUCAAAAAAUAAAGACUUUAAGCCCAGCCAAAGACCUGCUCUCCAAGAGGCAGAGGAGAUUUCUGAGUUCAAGGACACUCAGAACAGUUUAUUUCAAAAUGGCAACAACUCACAUGCAAAGCAGGAACUGCAAAGACUCUAUAAAUCAUUUUACUUCUGGCUGCAGCCAGAAAAACACAGCAAGGAUGAAAUUAUUUUUCAAGUGGUCUUGGAACAGUUUAUGAUCAAUAGACAUUGCAGUGAUCGGUCUACUUUGAAGAAUAAAUGGGAAUCAAGUGGCAGGAACCUGGAGAAAUUCAUGGAAGAUCUGAGUGAUAGUUCUGUGAAGCCACCUGGCUUAGUCCACGUCCACAUGAAGGGCCAGGACGCCCUCUUUUCUGAGAAUAUGCCCUUAAGAGAAGUCAUCGUUCAUUUCAUGAAACAAUUGUCAGCAGGAACCCCAACAGAAGAGAACAUGGGGACACCCUCCUGGACUUCCCAAGAUACUUCCCUGGAAACAGGACAAGGAGAUAAAGCAAAUGGCUACAACAUUUAUCACAAUGACGGUACUACUAGUCAAGGCAAUGCAGUACCUUCCCUGUUCAUUGUCCAUGAGGAGGACUGUCCUCACCCUGAAGAGGACAGUGUUUCUUUGAAGGAUCUGCUCAGCCCUGGAAGACCGGGUCUAGGUACGUCCAAUUCCCAGGAAGGGUGCCUGCAAGGACGCCCAUAUCAAGAUGUCCUGAUGGAGGGGGCACCAGGGUUUCACUCUCGGUCAACCGCAGUCACCCCUGACCCUGUUUCUACCCACCAAAAAACCGAGGGGAAUUCCACAUGUGGGGGACACCAAGAAAGAUUCCGUGACGCCCAAAACUCCUACAGAUGUGAAAAAUGUCCCAGGAUCUUUAGGUAUUUCUCUCAGCUAAAAGCCCAUCAGAGAAGACACAACAAUGAGAGGACAUUCAUUUGUGCUGAGUGUAACAAAGGCUUCUUCCAAGCGUCAGACCUACACGUGCAUCAGAAGAUUCACACAGAAGAGAAGCCUUUCAGGUGCAGCACAUGUGAAAAAUCCUUCAGCCACAAAACCAACCUUCUGGCCCAUGAGAGAAUCCACACGGGUGAGAAGCCCUAUGUAUGUGCGCUUUGCCAGAGAAGCUACCGCCAGUCAUCCACCUACCACCGCCACCUGAGGACUCACCAGAAAAUUGCCGUCAAAGGUACUCCUUCCACAUCAGAAGCUUCCUCAGCUGUAGCCUCAGUGUAAUGCUAUGUGAAUAUGUAUGCAAAUACGUAUAUUUCCAUAGCACCUCCCUAUUUAGAACAUAUAAUUUCCUGAUUAUAUUUUCCAUUUAUUUUCUUCACUAAAAUGUAAGUUUAAGGAGGAAUUUCUGUUCGUUCACUGGAGUGUAUCUCAGGUGCCCAGAAAAGUGGCUGACAAAAAAUUCAAAUAACCAAUAAAUAACCUGCUGAAUA
Canis lupus familiaris (dog) is the source of this 1520-nucleotide messenger RNA. RefSeq names its product zinc finger and SCAN domain containing 4 (gene ZSCAN4). The record is from RefSeq and is a predicted model, not a curated record. Bases 1 to 1311 code for a protein of 436 amino acids. The transcript is spliced from 4 exons. Gene Ontology annotation, molecular function: RNA polymerase II cis-regulatory region sequence-specific DNA binding; DNA-binding transcription factor activity, RNA polymerase II-specific. NCBI's taxonomy places the organism in Eukaryota, Metazoa, Chordata, Mammalia, Carnivora, Canidae. Gene Ontology annotation, biological process: regulation of transcription by RNA polymerase II.